Molecule: messenger RNA, 426 nt
Organism: Paramecium sonneborni
Lineage: Eukaryota; Ciliophora; Oligohymenophorea; Peniculida; Parameciidae
Source: the annotation of a GenBank genome assembly
AUGGAAUUUUAUGUUAAACAAUUGAUAUAAUAUUUUAAAAUCUCAUGUUACGAAAAUACAUUUAACAUUAGUGCUUAAUUCUUCAAUUAAUCAAAGUUCACUUCAAAUCUAUUAGGAGAUGCUCAUAAUACUUUUCGUCUUACACAAAAGUAUGAUAGAUAUGUUUGGUAUAAUUUAAUGGACAUUCUAAACAGCAGACUGAUUUAGGAGGCUUUUAUUGCAAAUAUAGCAACAUACUCAGUCUAAUAAAACAAGGUGAAUUAUCAGCAAUAUAAGUCAAUAACUUACAAGAAAUGAGAAAGAAUACAUUUUACAAGAAUGUAUUAUGAUCUAAAAUAUAUAGCCAAGAACAAUCAAAAAUUAAAUCAUCACAAAUUAACCAUUAAUAACAAAUAACGAAAACCUGAACAAUUUUAACUAACAGAG